Messenger RNA from Exophiala aquamarina CBS 119918, 2148 nucleotides. RefSeq lists its product as uncharacterized. Gene Ontology annotation, molecular function: DNA replication origin binding. Gene Ontology annotation, biological process: DNA replication; DNA replication initiation. The record is from RefSeq and is a predicted model, not a curated record. The transcript has 2 exons. NCBI's taxonomy places the organism in Eukaryota, Fungi, Ascomycota, Eurotiomycetes, Chaetothyriales, Herpotrichiellaceae. The coding region runs from base 1 to 2148 and encodes 715 amino acids. Gene Ontology annotation, cellular component: nuclear origin of replication recognition complex; DNA replication preinitiation complex; nuclear pre-replicative complex.
AUGGAGCACGAAGAAAACGAAGUCGAUGACAACUCACAUAUUGGAUGCUACAUUUUCAAGCCUACAGCCAUACCUGAAGAUGACGGCCGCCAGCCACGGAAAAGGCGCAAGAUCAGCAAGCCUGCCCUACCUAAUCAAGCUGAGCACGAUGAGUUGCCGUGGCCAAGCCUCCAUGGUGGUGAAGAAUCCGAAGAGUCUGUUGAUGCCCGGCGGAAACAAUUCCAGAAAAUAUGGACACUGCAUCAGACCGAGAUCGACCGUGUUGUGAAUAAGGUCGAUGAGAGUUUCGUGGAUAAUGUGUUGGAAUUUGUCCGAGAUAAGGGCAGGAAGGCGACCCAAGGCAGGGUUAAGACCGGCUUGAUCGUGUCAGGAACGACCAGGAAUACAAGAAGAGAUAUUUUGCAAGGCUGGAAGGCAAGACAGCUGGGGGAUAACCAGGAGAUAUUUAUUGAGCUUCACCCAAGCCAGUGUCCGAAUCUGCAGAUUGCACUAAAGAAUGUUAUCAGGCUGGCGAUUUCCCAACAUGGAGGCUCGCUUAAGUAUACGACUUUUCUCGCACAACAAAAAGCAUUCAUCCCCAUGAACUUCGAUUUGGAGCUACUCCAGCGAUAUAUUGAGCAGCAUUGUAUAUCACGAAUCCUGCUGUCGGUGGCUGAUGUGGAAACCUUCGAUACUACUAUUCUCUCCGAAUUGAUCGCUACAACCAACUCUUGGAUCAACCGAGUUCCUUUCAACCUCCUGAUUAAUAUAUCGACUACGAUAGAGCUCUUUGAGUCUCGACUCUCCAGAUCCGUCGCGGCAUUGAUGGAUGCAAAAGCUUUCCAUUCGACUGACGACACUGCCGACCCAUUGUACAGUAUAUACAGCGCAGUACAACACAGCCAUCAAAGCAAUGUCUUUCUGGGGCCCGCCGUUCUAAAAGUGAUCUCAGGCCUUGCGGAAGACCAAACUACGACCGCUACAACCUUCGUACGGGCCAUCAAAUACGCAUUCAUGUCUCAUUUCUUUGCGAACCCGAUGUCAUUGUUGUGCUCGGAAUCGGGCAUAGAUUUGUCCCGUGACAAGGUCUUAUGCCAGGCAAUCCGCAACACGUCAGGAUUUAGAGGGCGUUGUGAGCAGCUCGUCAAGGGUAAAAAAUCUCACCGUCACCAAGCUCGGGAGUUGCUGUCGUCUGAUGAGGCUCUCAUAAAAGAUGCCAUCGAAAUGCUACGGAGUAGUCAGGCAAGAAUGAGGAACUCUCUCCAGGCUGUGCAGCUGCUGCAUACAUUGUACAGUCUUUUAGAACCCGCGUCGCUAACCCCUCUAGAAUUGGAAGCGCAGCUGAUCAACUCCUUGCCCAAUCUGCUUGAAUCAGAAAUCUACCACGAUAUUGAGUUAAGUGUAGCUGACCUGUCGCAUGAGGAAAUCCACGACUUUUUAGACCGAGUCACCCAAUCAGCGAUCGACACAUCCUUCGCAGAAUUUUCAACUGAGGUGGGAUGCGAAGAGAGCGUCGGUUCAAAGACGUUAUCCCUAGGCGCUAUCAAGGAGUCCUUGAGCAAAUUUGGUGGUCCUGCGAAUCCAGAAUUGGAUAAAGCGCAUGCACUCCAGCAGCAAUUCACUGUCCUCUUAACGUCAUAUCUGAAAACCAUGCUUUCUCCUAAAACUACCGACGAAUCUGCAUCCACGGCUAGUGUCAUGGUCACCAAUCCGUUCCAGACAUACCUCUCCGAAGCGGCUAUCCUCAAUAUGCGCUCUCCAUUGUCAACAAUUCUGCACGCGAGACCACGCUACGCCCUCGAGCGUGCCCUAACGCGGCCCGCCGACUACCUAGGUUGUGAAUGCUGUACCACCAAGCAUGGCGAGAUCUUCGACCGUGCAACACUGCCACCGGCGAGUCUGCUGCUGACACUACUCAAUGAAGCAGGGAACGUUGUCAACGUGCAAGAUUUGUGGGAUGCAUUUUGCGAUACAGUGGUGCACACCAGUAUUCCCGGUGUUGAAGGGGAGGAGAAUGGCCCUGCUCCCGACAAAGAUGGCGAUGAACGCCGUUCCCUUACAGUCUUCUAUCGCGCGCUAGCAGACCUCCGACACCUGGGCCUGGUUCGACCGAGUAAGCGCAAGCCAGGUGUCGAUUGUAUUGUGAGGACAGCUUGGAUGGGGCUCUGA